AGGUCGCGUGGGUUGUUGCGGGAAGCCUGAAGGUAUGAGCAGGAGAGCGUUUACCCGAGACGGGUUUGUAAUUACCUGACUUGCCGGUGACGUGUAGAAGUACAAGGGAGAGAAAAAAAGGGAAAAAAGAAGUACAAGGGAGAAAAAGAGAGAGGGAGAGAGUGGAUGGAUGGAGGCGGAGCGCAGGAGCGUCUCUUUCUCUCUCAGUUCCUCGGAAUCACAGUGACGGACAUCCCGCAUCCGAGCGCACUGAACUCAUUAACAUAAUGUAGUCAGUUCUUGAGCGAGUAGAUUUCAAGUUUUGACUCUCCAUCCACUUGAAAUGGGCAAUGCACAGUUGUUGGCUUGACUCUGUAAGCAGUAUGCCUUAAAGAAUGAGAGUCUUAGGGAGGAGGACUGUUGAAACGAUGAUGCGUGGAGAUGGACAUUGGAGGACCCGCAAGACUGCGUGACAAGCGGGUCAGUGCUGGUUUGAGUAAGUCAUAAAACGAGGAGAAACACACCCUGAAGCCAUGGGGAUACGACAUCUCCUACUUCUAUUGGUCUAUCUCGACCCACUCUGCGUCCUGAGCGCAUCCACAACCAAGAGGAGCAAACCACCUCCGAAAAGACCCCCAAAAGUGAAGGAGGUCAACAGCACAGUUGCUCCAACAGUGGCGCCCCGACGGAUCACCCAAGUCCAGGCACCCAUCAUCGGCGAUCACGACAUCUGUCUCGGCUACUAUGAUGUGAGUGGUCAGUUUGACAAAGAGUUUGCCUGCAACAACACUGACCACCGGUACUGCUGUGGGAGCUGCUUCCUGCGCUUCUGCUGUCCCGUGAAAGCCAAACGACUGGAUCAGAGGGUCUGUACCAACUACAACACACCCGACUGGAUCAAAACCCAACCGCCCUCACCGGCACCCACAGGGGACACGUAUGACCCUGCUCUGGACCAGACCAACACCACAGUCUACAUCACCUGCGGAGUCAUCGCCCUCAUCAUCAUCCUGGGGAUUUCGGCCAAAGUGGCCUAUGAUAAAGCCACCAGACCACCUCAAGAGAUGAACGUCCACAGAGCGCUGGCGGAUAUUUUGCGACAGCAGGGGCCUAUUCCCAUAUCACAGUACGAGCAUGAAAACAUCGGCGCUAUUGACACCUCGCCUAAAGAGAACACACCUGUGCGGACGUCCAAGAACCACUACACACCUGUGCACAACAAAAACAACCACGGUCAUUAUGGAAAAGAAAAUUUCCGCAGUGGUCAAGACAUGCACAACUUCAUCUCGUCAGGCUUCGUGACACUCGGCAGAGGACAUCUGAAAGCGCAGCACUCUGUGGAUGAUCUCGGGCAGCUGUCGUGGCAGGGCGAUCUGGACAUUCCUCUGUCUUACAGUAUGUACUGUGCUUCAUUUAUACACACAAAACUCAACACACACCUUUCUUACGCUUACCGAUGACCUUUGGGUUUCACCAAACCGCUGUUUGGAUGCUCUGGAAUGUGCUCAAGCACUGAAAAAGCUCUGAAAAGCACUGAAA
Molecule: messenger RNA, 1518 nt
Organism: Danio rerio (zebrafish)
Lineage: Eukaryota; Metazoa; Chordata; Actinopteri; Cypriniformes; Danionidae
Source: RefSeq, a predicted model, not a curated record